Gadus macrocephalus (Pacific cod) is the source of this 3873-nucleotide messenger RNA. RefSeq names its product WD repeat-containing protein 20-like. The transcript has 4 exons. Bases 82 to 1965 code for a protein of 627 amino acids. The record is from RefSeq and is a predicted model, not a curated record. NCBI's taxonomy places the organism in Eukaryota, Metazoa, Chordata, Actinopteri, Gadiformes, Gadidae. Gene Ontology annotation, molecular function: protein binding.
UGCGCGCUCUCCACUACGGCCGCGCCUGCGCACUGCGUAAGAUCCGGGCUCCGCUCAGCGGCAUGAACGCCAGUUUUCAAGAUGGCGGCGGAGGGAGGAGGGAAGGAGACGAACGAAAUCAAAACUCAAUUCACGACCCGCGAAGGCGUCUACAAACUCCUCACCCACUCGGAAUACAGCCGCCCGAACAGAGUGCCCUUCAACUCGCAGGGCUCCAACCCCGUCAAGGUGUCGUUCGUCAACGUCAACGACCAGUCGGGCAACGGCGACAGGAUCUGCUUCAAUGUGGGAAGGGAGCUCUACUUCUACAUCUACAAAGGCGUCCGAAAGGCUGCUGAUCUUAGCAAACCGAUAGAUAAGAGGAUAUACAAAGGAACGCAGCCGACAUGUCACGACUUCAACCCCCUCACGGCUACAGCUGACAGCGUCUCCCUGCUUGUGGGCUUUUCAGCCGGCCAGGUGCAGCUCAUCGACCCCAUAAAGAAGGAAACCAGCAAGCUAUUCAACGAAGAAAGGCUGAUCGACAAGUCGCGGGUCACCUGCGUGCGGUGGGUCCCCGGCUCCGAGAGCCUGUUCCUGGUGGCCCACUCCAGUGGGAGCAUGUACCUCUACAACGUGGAGAACACCUGCGGCACCACGCCGCCCAACUACCAGCUGCUCAAGCAAGGGGAGAACUACGCCGUGCACACCUGCAAGAGCAAGUCAGCCCGCAACCCCCUGCUUCGCUGGACGGUGGGCGAGGGCGCCCUCAACGAGUUCGCCUUCUCGCCCGACGGGAAGUUCCUGGCGUGCGCCAGCCAGGACGGCUUCCUGCGCGUGUUCGGCUUCGACGCCGCCGAGCUCCACGGGACCAUGAAGAGCUACUUCGGCGGGCUGCUCUGCGUGUGCUGGAGCCCCGACGGACAGUACAUCGUGGCCGGCGGGGAGGACGACCUGGUGACCGUGUGGUCGUUCUCGGACUGCAGGGUGAUCGCGCGCGGCCACGGGCACAAGUCGUGGGUGAGCGUGGUGGCGUUCGACCACUGCACCACCAGCGUGGAGGACAGCGACCUCCCGGCGGAGUUCAGUGGCAGUGACGAGGAGUACCACGAGCAGACUAACUUUGGGGUGGGGCGGGACCGGGCCAACAGCGCCCAGUCGCGGCUCUCCAAGAGGAACUCGACGGAUGGCAGGCCGGUGAGCGUCACCUACCGUUUCGGCUCGGUGGGCCAGGACACACAGAUGUGUCUGUGGGACCUCACAGAGGACAUUCUCUUCCCACAUCUUCCCCUAUCUCGGACCAGGACUCACACGAAUGUCAUGAGUGCCACCAGCUCCCCUGCGGCUGGCACCGUCACCGCUGCUACCACCACCACCGCCGCCGCCGGCAAUUCGAGCGGGACGAAUGGCAGCAAUACGGGGAGCACUGGUAAUAACAGUGGCAACACUACUAAUUCCCUUCCGGCCACCCUGCCGCGGUCUAACAGCCUACCACACUCCAACCCCCAAGGGGGCACUACACCCAACAGCCACCCGAGCAGCAACAGCAGCACCACCACGGCAACCCCCACGCCCACGCCCACGCCCACCACUACCACCCCCGCCAGCAAGGGCGGCAGCAUCAUAGACAGCACCUUCAUCGCAACGGGGGUGAGCAAGUUCGCCACGCUGUCGUUGCACGACUCGCGCAAGGACCGCCACGAGAAGGACCACAAGAGGAACCACAGCAUGGGGCACAUCAACAGCAAGAGCAGCGACAAGCUCAACCAGCUCAGCUCCUCGCGGACGGCCAAGGCCGACGCGGCAAAGACCCUGGGGACCACCCUGUGCCCCCGCAUGGAGGAGGUGCCCCUGCUGGAGCCGCUGGUGUGCAAGAAGAUCGCGCACGAGAGACUCACCGUGUUGAUAUUCCUGGAGGACUGUCUGGUCACAGCGUGUCAGGAAGGUUUUGUUUGCACAUGGGCCCGGCCCGGGAAAGUGGUUUGAACGGCUGUUGAAGAUUUGCCUCUUUCCGGAUGAUGACCCCCCCCCCUCCCACUUGUGUGCCAACUACACCCCUCACCUUUUAAUGUAUAAAAAAAAAAUCACUGCCUGGUUGGUUAUCAAAGUGUCUCUGCCUGUCUUGUCUUUCCACAGGGAUUGCUAUCAUCCCAGAGCCACACGGCCACCCCUCCCAGAGGGACCGUAGUAUAGCCCAGGUGCUGCUGGUCCACAGCUCCACAGCCCGACUAAGGGUGUUGAUCCGGGCCAGGCCCCGCAGCGCUGCUCCGUUAGCACACACCGCGAACGCCGUCCCCGCCGCCGCCAGGACGCCCCGACACUCGGGUUGCUUUACAUUCAAUAGCAAAUAAUUGGCCAAACUGGUCGAAACAUGCAGCUUACUGGCCAAGAGAGAGAAGGGCAAUUGGGAGUGAGCAUGAAAGGUGGUCUAGGAAAUCGUAAGGGGAGGGAAGUGUGUUUGUGUGUUGAGUGUAAUCAAAUAGGCAUCAUUUAGGAAAUAGGCUAGACUUGGCCUGUUGAGGUGCCUGUUGGUUUAGGAGUAGGCAAGGCACAUCUUCAUGUAAGCUUUGACUUCUGUGCAAGCUUACAUUGUACGUCAGGAUGACCACGGUGUGUGUGUGUGUGUGUGUGUGUGUGUGUGUGUGUGUGUGUGUGUGUGUGUGUGUGUGUGUGUGUGUGUGUGUGUGUGUGUGUGUGUGUGUGUGUGUGUGUGUGUGUGUGUUGCACCUAUAUCAUCUAAUAUGCCAUGGACUGUGCAGAUAAUGAGGGAAGACGGCAAGGGGUCGCUUUAGUCCCGGGCCUCGGAGAGUGUGGUGGCUUCUCAUCCCUGUGUUGUUCCUCAACUACAGAAAAGCUUUCAAACCUAAUCAGAUCACCCAUCUUAACUAUAUUUUGCACUGUUUGUUGUGUCUGUCUUACUGUUGGGUUUUCCAUUCAUUUACGAUUUGUGAUGAGGUGCGUCGACACGUGAGCGAAUUCAAAUCAAAGACGGCUUCAGAAGCACUUCACACAUGACUCGUGUACCACCCCCCCCCCCCCCCCCCCCCCCCCCGCUCUCGACGCUGGAUGCUGCAAUCUGUUUUUGUCUUUAAUUUUUAGAAAAAUUGUUUGCACUUAAUAGUUUGAGGAGAAUGGCUUUACAACUGAGUGUCUAAGGACUUCCUGUUAGGGUUGUUGAAAUAUAGGAUUAAAAAACAUUUGUAUCUAUUGAACAUAUAUUUUAAUAUUGUUUAUGAUUAAAUGGGUUCUGUAUUAUUUAUGUAUAUAUUGUAAUUCUAUGAUUUAUGGGUGAAAUGGUUAAUAAACUAGUAAAUUUCAGAAAAAAUAGCGAUAUUUCUAAUACAGAAAAUAUACAUAUUAAAAAUGAAUAACGAAUAUGCAGGUUAUGUUUUUUUUGUCUUCUGUUGUAUAUAAGAGAAUUCAGGUGUAUUUUUCCUUAACGAAAUGUUUAUAUAGAAGAAGAGUCUAUGAAAUCCUCUUAUUUAACAGGUAGCGCUGACUACUAGCAAGCCUGUUGCUGCAGAUGCUAAUGACCUAGGCAGGUAGGCGGGUCUUCCGCACCCUUAUUCAGCCAUCACUCAGAGCUCAGGUACACCACAGGUUAAGGCAAACAUAGCCCCUCCCAUCAGUUCGCAUCAGUCCCAUUCGGAAAGAACCAUCGAUGUGAAAUCACUUGGAACGAGACUGAUAGAGCGCCAUGCGUGCAUGGGGCUAGUGGGAGCUCAUAACAUACGCUGAACUGGUGAACCGUCAGUUGACACUGUGUCCAUUAUUGACGAUUGUCAAUACUGGAUGGGGGUGUGUGUGUGCUUAAGGUGAACGACUUCAUGAGGAAAUCUUAGUGGGAGCCUUUUCCUCAAUGUGACGCCUAUUAAACAGCUUUGACUGACCAUG